GUGUUCCGAUCUGUUGGUCAAUAUACCAAGGCUGAAGAAUACCUUCAAAAAGCACUAGCGAUCAGCAAAGAAAUCGGUGACAAAAACGGAGAAGCAUCAGAUUACGGAAAUUUAGGAAAUGUGUUUCAAUCUGUUGGUCAAUAUACCAAGGCUGAAGAAUACCUUCGAAAAGCACUGGUGAUCAAAAACGAAAUCGGUGACAAACAAGGAGAAGCAUCUGCUUACGGAAGUCUAGGAACUGUGUUCCAAUAUGUUGGUCAAUAUACCAAGGCUGAAAAAUACCUUAAAAAAGCUCUAGUGAUCAGCAAAGAAAUCGGUGACAAACAUGGAGAAGCAUCUGCUUACGGAAAUCUAGGAACUGUGUUUAAAUUUGUUGGUCAGUAUACCAAGGCUGAAGAAUACAUUCAAAAAGCACUAGUGAUCAGGAAAGAAAUCGGUGACAAACACGGAGAAGCAUCAGAUUACGGAAAUCUAGGAACUGUGUUGCAAUCUAUAGGUCAAUAUACCAAGGCUGAAGAAUACGUUCAAAAAGCGCUGGUGAUCAAGAAAGAAAUCGGUGACAAAAGAGGAGAAGCAUCAGAUUACGGAAAUUUAGGAACUGUGUUUGAAUCUAUUGGUCAAUAUACCAAGGCUGAAGAAUACCUUCAGAAAGCACUAGUGAUCAGGAAAGAAAUCGGUGACCAACACGGAGAGGCAUCAGAUUACGGAAAUCUAGGAACUGUGAUUAAAUCUGUUGGUCAAUAUACCAAGGCUGAAGAAUACCUUCAGAAAGCACUAGUGAUCAGUAAAGAAAUCGGUGACAAACACGGAGAAGCAUCAGAUUACGGAAUUCUAGGAAAUGUGUUUAAUUCUGUUGGUAAAUAUACCAAGGCUGAAGAAAACCUUCAGAAAGCUCUAGUGAUCAGCAAAGAAAUCGGUGACAAACACGGAGAGGCAUCAAAUUACGGAAAUCUAGGAACUGUGUUUAAAUCUGUUGGUCAAUAUACCAAGGCUGAAGAAUACCUUCAGAAAGCUCUAGUGAUCAGCAAAGAAAUAGGUGACAAA
Messenger RNA from Porites evermanni, 1044 nucleotides. Lineage: Eukaryota; Metazoa; Cnidaria; Anthozoa; Scleractinia; Poritidae. The record is from the annotation of a GenBank genome assembly.